This is a messenger RNA of Linderina pennispora, 862 nucleotides long. RefSeq lists its product as uncharacterized. NCBI's taxonomy places the organism in Eukaryota, Fungi, Kickxellomycota, Kickxellomycetes, Kickxellales, Kickxellaceae. The transcript has a single exon. The record is from RefSeq and is a predicted model, not a curated record. The coding region runs from base 220 to 828 and encodes 202 amino acids.
ACCACACGCAGCCCGAGCAUUCCCCCAAUCGUCUCCCUCGCUGAUGUUUCUGGGUUCCUUCUGGAAACUGGCUGAACAUCAUGCUCCCCAUUUCCCCGUGGUAAAACCGACCCCCUCGCACAUACAGGCAGCCCAGCUCUCACUUUCAGCUCUGGUGGCGGCUGCCGGCCAUCAUAUGCUUUUUCGCCUCUGCGCCCUCCUCUGACUGAGACACCUUGCAUGUGGCGCGGAACCACUGGCCAUCCCCUCGCUACCUCGAGCCCAAUGCUAAUACCACCACAUGUCCCCAGGGCACUGUCCAUGUGCCAGCGAAACAUCGCCACCCACCACCCACAUGUAUUUGCCAAGGUGCCGCAUAUAAGCCGGCCUAUGGAACGCCGCAGCCCUCCUGUAUGCCAAGACGCACCUCCAGAGAUCAUUCUGCACUCUAUAGCCAGCCUAAAUAAAGCAGUAGCACAUCACUUAUUUUUUGUUAUUCAAGAAGAAAUGAGACUUGCUUUCCUCGUUCCCGCGUUCUUGGCGCUAGUCACGACUGUCUUGGCACUCACUGCUGCCGAAUCAACCGCCGUUGAUCAGUUCCUUGAGGACACCAAAAAUGUCGGCAAGAAGGGCGGCAAAACCAACGUCGAGCUGGUCCACGAUCUGGCAGUGAGCCUUGGGAUGCGCAACUCCGCCAGCAAGCUGUACAAAGACUCGCCCGACGCCAAGGCCGCCUACGACGCCAUCUACGACACCCUGCUCUUCCUGUCAACCAGCAGCUUCUCCAUGCAGGAGCAGAAGAUCAAGCUCAACAAGGUCGCAAAGUACUUUGAAUCGAACCUCUUGUAAGCCAGUUGGAAUUGAAUUGGGAGUUUGAAGUGAA